CUUCAGUUGGUCGUGGCAAGCCAAAGCUUGAGGUUGUCGUCGUCAGUGUCGUCGUCGUCGUGUUUACCGUUUGCUUGUUCGUCGUCAAAGCUUCGUGCAGCUUGCGACUUGCGAAGCGCGCUCAGUUCUUGUGCAAACGGCCGCAGGACAACACUCUGUCCCUCGUUUUGCUUUCGCGACAAUUCCGUUUUGCCAAUGAAUUGCAAAAUUAAAUAGAAUAAUUGGGCAUACAAAAUGCACUUGUAAUUUAAAGAGAAAAAGAGAAAAGAAUUCAAAUUGAUAGCCGAAAAAGAAAGCGAAAAGAGCAAAGUGUGAAAAGUGUUUUUGUGUGUGCGAAAGUGAGAAAUGCGCCAGAGCAAACGCGUAAGGAAUCCGAAACAGUUGCCACACAAUUCAGAACCGACUCCGAGACAGAAUCGGAAUAAGAAUCAACAAGCGAAUCAACAGAGCAGCAACACCACAGCCAAAGGAUCAACAGUCGCCACCAGGCCGAUGAGGCAGAACAAUAAAGCUGGCGGAGCAGCUUACAGCUGCGGAUUCGGAUUCGGUUUGCGGGUGUCGAGGUCGGAGUCGGUGUCGAGAAUGCGAGGAGUGGCAUUGCCCCUUCUCCUUGGGCUGCUGAUGCUGCUUCAGCUCCUUGCUCCGACACUGUCGACGCCCUCGCCCUCAUCCAUGCAGUCGCCACAGAAGCGAGGUGGCAGUGGCAGCGGAGGCGGCGGCGGCGGUGGAGGAGGCGGCGGUGGCGGUGGCAGCUCAUCGGACAUCUCCAAAGAUCAUUGCAAUAAGACGGUGGACAUCUUCGAGGACAUUAGCUCACCUGAGGUCAGCAAUCAGAAUGUGGGACGACCUCUGACCUGCUGGUAUCGCUUUCGACCCCUCAAGGGUUCGCCGCGUGACUUUGUGCUGCGUUUGCGCUUCAAGAAGUUCAAGGUGGGCCAGCUGCUGAAUGCCACCCACUGUGACGGUGGCUAUCUUCAGAUUGUCGAUGGCAAUGCCAAAACAGAUGUAUCCAAUCGUCGGGAACCCGGAAUGUUCUGUGGCGAGGCCGAACAGCCGCAGACCUUCAUCAGCGAGACGAGCUAUGUGAAGGUUCUCUUCCACACCGACAACUUUACGGAUCAGACCUACUUCACAUUCGAUUCACGCGCCGAGCAACAAACCGAAGUCUAUUUGCGCUAUGGCCAGCAUCCGGAAUUGUAUCCAAAUCGUCGUGGCGAAGUUGUGCAAGGUUCGUACUGCGAGCGUGAAUAUCGCGACUGCCGUCUGCAGACCUGCUACGUUCAGUCUCCGGCGUAUCCUGGACUUUAUCCUCGAGCCUUGAACUGCCGAUAUAAGCUGCACACUCGACAGCCGUACAUCAAGUUAUAUCUGCAGAACGAACAGUUUGCGGUCGAUGGUCAAAGAUGCGAGAACGUGAUGACCUGUCCCAUCAGACCCAUCGGAUCGGGCAACGAGCAUUGCCCAUACGACUGGUUGGCCGUUUAUGAUGGACGCGAUGAGCAUUCGCCGCUGAUAGGCAAAUUUUGUGGCCUCGGCAAGUUCCCAUUCAGCAUUAUUGGCACAUCACAAUACAUGUACGUGGAGUUUGUUACAUCACCGGCGGGGCCAUUGCUGAAUACGGGUUUCCAUUUCAACGUUGGCAACUGGCCGGGCCAUGUGGAGACCGCAGGAAUCAAGCACGGCGUUUGCGAUUGGUUGCUCAGCUCCGAUUCGCUGAAGGACAGCAGCGCCAGCGAGGGCAUCUUCCUCAGCAUUGCCCACUGGUAUCCGCCAAACACCUCCUGCAGCUACCACAUUAAAGGACAUCCUGGCGAAAUCGUGCGACUCUAUUUCCCGAGUUUUCGCAUCAAUCGCAUCGAAUCGCCUAUACUGAAAUAUGAAGGCGAUUGCGGGGAAUCGUUGACAAUCUACGACUCGGAUCACGCGGACCCGGCCCGCAUCAUCAAGACCUUCUGCGACACCUUCUCGCGACCCAUGGAGAAGGUGGACUUCGUCAGCACAAGUCCCUCGCUCUACGUGCAAUUCGACUCGAAGACUGGCAGCUAUAGCGGCAGCUCACUGUACUACUGGGCGCACUAUGACUUCUUCAACAACACCCGGUUCGGCGACCCCGUGCCCAACACCCUUUGCGACGAAGUCAUGUACGCCUGGAAGCAUCCUGGCGGUCGCCUUCGAUCGCCCCUCAACUCCCUGAUCUUCAAACGAACCGGCGGAAGCGAUGUACGUUGUCAGUACAAGUUCGUGACGGAUCGACGUUUGUAUGCCAGGGCCAUCAUUGAGGUGAACUCGGUCUCGUUCAAGGAGUUGCCGUACAACAGCAAUGCGUGCACUCGCUGUCACGAGGAGCGUGUGGACAAGCUGGUGAUUUGGGAGGAGCGCGACAAGUUCCAGAACAAUUUAGCUUGCUUCUGCGACAACAUUCCCCGAGCUGUGCGUGUCAUCUCCUCGGCGGAUCAGAUGAAUCUGGAGAUGAUUGUGCAGGGUCAGCAUGCCAUUACCUCGUACUUUAAGAAUCCCAAUCCACUGUUCGAAGCCACGUACGAAUUUGCGCAUGGUCCGCUCUGUGGUCCCAUCACACUCGGUCCCUCGCCCGACGGCGAUCUCGUCUUUCCCUACAAGAAGGCACUGGCCAUGGUAGCGGGACCGAUGGCGCCACCUGAGCACCAUUAUCGUCGCGAGAAGUGCAUCUGGGAGCUAAAGGUGGCUGCUCAGCGGGACUUGUGGCUGAAUCUGGAGAAGGCGCGAUUCGCUGAUCGCAGUUGUGAGAGUGCCAAGAUCGAGGUAUAUCUAGCCGGGCGACUGGAGCCCCGCUUUGUCGUCUGUCCCGACAACAUUUCCCUGGCCAGGGACUUGCCCAUCCUCACCACUGCGGAGCUGGGAGCCACAGGCGCUGAUCAGGAGCCGCUGCCGGUGCUCAUACAGUACACAGGAGAUGGGCAGCCGGGCAAGAACAUCUUCCGACUGGUCUGGACCGAGCUGUUCCACUUGCCGCGCAAUCCCGAUGGUAGUCUGGCCGCGUCCCUGUUGCAGGAUGGCGGCUGUGACUUCCGCUGUCCCGGCGACACGCAGGUCUGCAUUCCGCGUCACCUGCUCUGCAAUGGCAUUGCCAACUGUCCCAAUGUGACGCACUCCUCGACGCUGGCCCAACUAACGCGGCACAUUGAGUGGAAUCUGGAGCAGCUCGGUCUUCUGCAUCACGCCGGCGAAUACAGUCAGCUGGUGCUGCACGACGAAUCGCCCGAGAUCUGUUUGCGACGUGAUCUCAGCGAGUUGCCCUACGGCAAACUCUCGCUCCUCGCCCUCGGCUUGUGUGUGAUGUUUGCGCUACUGAUUGCCAUCCUGCGACGCAUGUGCCGAGGGACGGCGAAGCAGCCAGGACUGCAGCAUCUGGACGAGGAUUACUAGAGUUAUCUCUGAUUUUAGCCAUGUUUUAAAAUGCUCACUCAGUUCAUCUUAGAGCAUCAGAGAGAGAGGAGAACGUUGUGUCACACUGCCAGCAGCUCUGAGUCUGAAAUCUGGAUCCGUUUUCAAACUUCUCUUCGAGCAAUACCUAUUUGCACUUUGUAAGUAGUUUAACAAUCUAAAUCUCUGCUCUAUAUAAGCGAAAGUAUGAGUCCCUAAUUCUCCCCCACUGAACGCAACGCAACGUGACAGCUAUUGAAUAUUAAUUAAUAUAAUUAUACGAUAUUAACUCGUACAUAUAAAUGUUUGAAAAACACACAUACACACAAAAAAAAAAUGAUUAACUGCCCAGAACAAAAUUAAUUAAACUCAAAAAAAAAACGUAAAAGUAAAAUUGUCACGUGAUAAUUGUUGAAAAAAGAAAUUACAAAUAAAAUUGAAACAAAAGAGAGUAUAGUUUAACAAGCAUAAUGAACAAGAUAUUAAUUAAGGUAGACAAGUAAAAUAAAAAAAACUGAAAAUUGAACUCAUAUUGAAAACCAAAAAAAAAAGUUGUUGGUGGUUUUAUUAGUUAUUAUGUAUAUCAUAAAAAAAAAUCAAAUACAAUGUAUCAUUGGCAAAUUGUCAGGAUUAUAGAACAGAUGGUGGCAUACAUACUUUAUAUAUUAUAUGUAUAUAAUGUACGAUAUACAAUACAUAUACAUAUACAUAUAUAUUUUUUGCACAUAGAUUUACCUAGACCAUAAACAAAGUAACCAAAUUCCAUUACAAUUGGAAAUCGGAAAUUAAAAUUGCCCACAAAACAAAAUGGCUGAGUUUUGCUGCUGAUGAAACCGAUAGAAAAUACCUUGGAAAAUAUCCCGUAAAAA
Messenger RNA from Drosophila sulfurigaster albostrigata, 4271 nucleotides. RefSeq lists its product as uncharacterized. The record is from RefSeq and is a predicted model, not a curated record. Gene Ontology annotation, cellular component: plasma membrane. NCBI's taxonomy places the organism in Eukaryota, Metazoa, Arthropoda, Insecta, Diptera, Drosophilidae.